Messenger RNA from Hordeum vulgare subsp. vulgare (domesticated barley), 2214 nucleotides. Its product is annotated as internalin I. The record is from RefSeq and is a predicted model, not a curated record. The transcript is spliced from 6 exons. Gene Ontology annotation, molecular function: protein binding. Lineage: Eukaryota; Viridiplantae; Streptophyta; Magnoliopsida; Poales; Poaceae. The annotation marks the transcript as partial.
UCUACUGUUAACAAAUCUUACGCCGUGCCGAGCUCUGCGAGGACCCCCAGAUCCCAUCAUUUCGCCUCCUCCCGUCAAGCGGCGGCUCGCACCGAACCGCCUGAUUUGCCGUGCGGACGUGCCGUCCAACCCAUGGCAGCCUCCUCCUCCUCCGCCUCCGCCUCCGUGGCCGGAAACGCGGGCGAGCAGCGGCUCCUCGACCGCUGCAUCGAUGCGGCGGCGCGCUGCCCGGCCUCCGUGGAGGCCUGGCGCCGCCAACGCCGGUCCCUCGAGCGCCUGCCCUCGCAGCUGGCCGACGCGCUCCUCCGCCGCCUCGCCGCUCGCCGCCUCCUUUUCCCCUCCCUCCUCGAGGUUUUCCGGCACUCGGUGCAGGAGAUCGACUUGAGCGGCGACAUCGCCGUAGAUGCGGAGUGGCUGGCUUACCUCGGCUCGUUCCGGUACCUGGGCGUCCUCAAGCUGGCCGACUGCAAGAAGGUCGACCACUCCGCGAUCUGGUCACUCUCAGGCAUGAGUAUGCUAAAAGAAUUGGACCUGUCGAGAUGCUCUAAGAUAACUGAUGCCGGCAUCAAACAUAUAGUCUCCAUUGAUAGCCUGGAGAAGCUACACUUAUCUGAAACUGGAUUGACUGACAAUGGGGUGAUGCUCAUCUCAGCACUAAAAGGUUUAAUUUUGCUAGAUUUGGGAGGAAUUCAUAUGACCGACAAAGCAUUACGGUCAUUACAGGUAUUGACACAACUUGAGCACCUUGAUGUAUGGGGUAGUGAAAUUACUGAUGAGGGAGCUUCCGUCCUUAAGGCGUUUACAGGAUUGAGGUUCUUAAAUGUUUCUUGGACACACGUGACUCGUUUACCACAUCUUCCAAACAUGAAAUAUCUUAAUAUGAGCAACUGUACAAUUUAUUCUAUUUGCGGCGGUGAUUCUGAAGUUCAUAUUCCUCUGCAAAAGUUUACGGCCUCUGCAGCCUCAUUUGGUGACAUUGAUGAAGUGUUCUCUAGCAUCGUAGCAAGCUCAUUUUCAUUCUUGGACAUGUCUGGUUGUUCUUUAAGCAAUUUAUAUGGCCUGCAAAAGAUGAAAAGUCUAGAGCAUUUGGACAUUAGCUUGAACAGAGUAACUGAUGAUGCAAUGGAGUAUGUUGCAAAUAUUGGAAUGAAGCUGAGAUAUCUAAGCCUCAAGAAUACUGGAAUAACCUCUCAGGCACUAUGUAUUUUGGCAGGAACAGUUCCAAACCUGGCUUCACUGUCUUUAGCUUAUACAAAAAUCGAUGAUUCUGCUCUAGUAUAUAUCAGCAUGAUGCCUUCAUUGAGAGUGAUAGAUCUAAGUCAUACAACUAUCAAAGGGUUCACUCGUGUUGAAGCAAACUCAGAGAAAAUACCGUCUCUGCCUCUACUUGAGCAUCUCAUAUAUCUUGAAAGUCUAAAUCUGGAGGAUGCACCACUAUCAGAUGAAGUUAUACCUCCCAUGGCAUCGUUUAGAGCACUAAAAUAUUUGUACCUGAAAAGUGAUUUCUUGUCUGAUCCCGGAUUGCAUGCCCUGUCUUCUGCCUCAAAUUUGAUACAUCUUGGAUUUUGUGGGAGUGUAUUAUCAAACUCUGGGCUUCUGGAAUUUGUGCCCCCUGCCCAGCUACAUGUGUUGGAUUUAAGUGGCUGCUGGAUCUUAACAGGGGAUGCCAUCUCAACAUUUCGUAGGCAUCACCCGUCGAUAGAGGUGAGACAUGAACUAACGCAGGAACUUCAACCAAAUCGUGGCAGUACUUCACAAGUUCACAAGUCUAGGCAACUUCCACGUGCAAAAACAAAAGUUGUUAAUAGCUCGGCUGAUUCUAGAAGGCAUUCUGGUAUCUUCUUCGUAGAUCAAAGGAUAAAAUACAGCAGGGAGGAAAUGAUGGAGAUCCAAGAGCAUACCCAACCGAAUUCUGUGUUGCAUGUUGUGCCGCUUCCACCAGAACUGCGAAGGAUGGAAUGAGCCAAGUUCUGGUUUACAUUUCUCACCCGUUUCAGUCUCGUUAUUUGAUUAAACAGUUUAGCCAUUCUAUUUUCUUGAGGGACGUGACAAUUUUGUGUUAGCUAAAGACAGCUGGUGCCUCUCUCACUGUAUGCUGGAAACUUUCCGAGUUGUAAUAUGAAGAAUUAGCUUGUACUAUGAUUUAUAUGCUUUUGUGAUCCUGAAAUAUGUAUUCAGUCAGUUCAUCUGUUUUAACAGAGGGCAUUUGUGUUA